Messenger RNA from Neohortaea acidophila, 1244 nucleotides. RefSeq lists its product as uncharacterized. Bases 109 to 1062 code for a protein of 317 amino acids. The transcript has a single exon. The record is from RefSeq and is a predicted model, not a curated record. Lineage: Eukaryota; Fungi; Ascomycota; Dothideomycetes; Mycosphaerellales; Teratosphaeriaceae.
CUUUGCUUGUAGCAUUGAAUGUGCCGCCAAAUUCACGGUGGUCUGUCUGUCAAUCCGUGAAGGUAAGGUGGACUUUGCAUUGAAUGCUCGUCUGUGAAUGAACGCGUUAUGCAUUCGACCAUCUCGUCACUCUCCUUCUUUCUACUCCGUCCGUUCGUCGACUUCCCUCUUCUUUACCAUGAUCUACUCCCCGGCCAAUCCACCUGCAUACUGGGAAGUAUGUCUUCCGUCAGGAACUGGAUAGCUGGUUGGUUUGAAACCUCAACAGAACCCCAGCAGACACCGUCUCCUCCCACGUCGCCGGUUGUCAGAUCCAUCCGACCCAUCCCACAAAGGUCAGGUCUUCGGCAUGCACCCGCUGUGCCGGCCUCCAAGGCUGCGGGCGCCGUGCUUGCAACUCACACUCCAAAAGCUCCGGCAACUCUCGUCCCUGCAAAGCGAGUAGCACCUGAAAGCCUGGACAAUGGCCCGAACAAACGAAUCAGGCAGCCAGGGGGAACGGAUAGCCAAAUUCCUCGACCGGAUGUGCGCCAGCCUUUCGCGGCACGUACCCGUCACGAUUCAUCGGACAACACUCCCGGCGUAUCAGAUGGGAAUGCUCGCCAGACGAUCACUCCUGAUAAUGCAGGCGAAGCUGUCACUCUCACAUAUCCCACCGAUCAUGGUCCCUUCCAGGGUGAAGUUCCCAUGGAUGGAACGGAUCCGCAGCUCGAAGGAAAGAUUCGUUCUGGGGGUCUGCACCACGCUCGCCUCCAGGACUCUUCUCACGCGCUACGCAAAAAAGUGACCGCCUAUCUGAACACCAAACGAGAUGAUAACCCAGCACCAUCGACGGGAUCGGACAACAUCGUCCGCAAAAGGAAGUUUCCGUGGGAUGUCGAACAAACUACGUCAAGCAAGAAACGUGCACGAGUCGCAGAGGACCGGCGACUUCUCACAGCUAAACGCCAAAUUACACCACCAAGGGAUGGCAAGCAGCAAUUGCGUCUCGGGGGACUGUGGAGCAGGGAGUCAUGGAAGUGCAGUGGACCGCGCGGUCUCGACUUGUUGAUACGGAAGUGACGUGGGGGAAAUGAGAAUUGGAGAGACCUCUUCCAAACGUGUAGAGCGUCGUUUUCACCGACCACCCGCCACAUCAAGCAGGGCUCCGGUAACGUAGCUAGCCUUGUCGCUGAGUAGCCAAAUGAUUGCUUCCCCAACUUCGCUCGCCUCUCCUGGUCGCCCAAGCGGGCAAGCAUUGCCCA